Messenger RNA from Chelonoidis abingdonii (Abingdon island giant tortoise), 672 nucleotides. Its product is annotated as olfactory receptor 5AR1-like. Lineage: Eukaryota; Metazoa; Chordata; Testudines; Testudinidae. The record is from RefSeq and is a predicted model, not a curated record. Gene Ontology annotation, molecular function: olfactory receptor activity. Gene Ontology annotation, cellular component: membrane. Gene Ontology annotation, biological process: G protein-coupled receptor signaling pathway.
AUGAUUAAAUCUCUUUCCUUCUCCAGUUGCUUGGCCCAGCUGUACUUUCUCAUCUCCUUUGCUGGAUCUGAAUCUUUUCUCCUUGCCCUAAUGGCUUAUGACUGCUACAUGGCAAUAUGCCAGCCUUUGCACUAUGCAACCAUCAUGAACCGCAGGACUUGUAUGUGCUCUGCCAUUGCUAUAUGGAUAGGUGGCUUUAUCUACUCAGCUUUACAUACGUUCUUCAUAGCCAGGCUACCUUUCUGUGGUCCCAAUAAAAUCAAUCACUUCUUCUGUGAGAUCUCUCCUUUGAUCAAAUUGGUCUGCAUGGACACCUAUUUUAAUGAGGUGUUGGUUUUUCUGCUCAGUGGAGCAGUAAGUGGAAGUUGCUUCCUGCUGAUUUCCACAUCAUAUGCUUAUAUACUAUCCACUAUCAUGAAAAUCCACUCAACUCAGGGCCGACGCAAAACCUUCUCAACUUGUGCUUCCCACCUCCUCACCGUCCUGCUUUUCUAUGGCCCAGGUUUCUUCACCUAUCUCCGCCCCUCCUCCAGCUACUCCAUGGACAUUGGGAAAGUGGUCUCUGUGUUUUACACCACGGUCACACCCAUGCUGAACCCAAUGAUCUACAGCCUCAGGAACAAGGACGUGCAAGCUGCCUUCAAGAAAGCCAUGGGAAGGAGUAGGAAAUAG